Molecule: messenger RNA, 1026 nt
Organism: Brassica napus (rape)
Lineage: Eukaryota; Viridiplantae; Streptophyta; Magnoliopsida; Brassicales; Brassicaceae
Exons: 2
Coding region: 1-1026 (341 amino acids)
Source: RefSeq, a predicted model, not a curated record
AUGCAACCUUCCCGCAGAAGCUCUCGAUUGUCUGCAAAAGUAACAUCUGCGCCGGUUUCCUCCGCCGCUGGGCCCUCUGAAUCUUCCCGAAAACGAGUCCGCAAGCAGCGCCGAGAAACAACUCCGUCACCACCGUCACCACCUGCUGCAGUUACCUCUUCCUCUGAUGACGAGGUUGAAGCUUUCCAACCUAAGGAGCCACGCUAUCAAGCAAGUCGUGCCUCUUUCCAGGCACGAAAUCAGGAGAAUCCCGAUUUGCUUCGCUCGCACAUCACACCGGUCUCGAGUCGGUUUGUCACAAGCAAUGCAGCUGAAAGAGUGGUAGUUAGGUCCGGACUGAUCUAUACUCUAAUUGACUGUGAUUUAUUUCACCCAAAUGUCGUGAAAGAGUUCAUUGCGAAUCUGGGGGCUGCUGAGAAUAGAGAGGAUGGCGUUGCUGUAUUUCUUCGUGGAUCUAUGGUAGAUUUCUCACCUACACUGAUCAAUGCUCUGUAUCUGAUUCUGGGAUUUGAAGAGGACCCUGACUACAUGACUGCUGACAUCGACAUUGUGUGCUCGUUUUUGACUGAUAAUCGAGUGCAACGUUGGGAAGACAUGAGCUCCAAAUACCUAACUCGGACAAAUCAUGUGCUCUACAAGCUCGUGUGCUCCAACUGGAUACCUACGACUAACUACACUUCAAUGAAUCAGGAGCGACUCAAGUUCCUCUACAUGCUUCAUCAUCACAGGAGUUUUGAUUUUGGUCAGUCUGUUUAUGAUCAGAUCAUCAGUUUUUCAGCUAACGUUAACACUGACAAGUCUCGGAGGAUCAUCUUCCCUACGUUGAUUCAGCAAGUCAUUGACUAUCAACGAACUGUGUUGUCUUUUGAAGAAGAUGAUGAGUACACUGGAUAUCCGAAGCUCGUUGUCAAAGACAUCAAGGCAGGUCGAGGACAGGGUGCUGAUGCUCGAUCUGUGGAUCUUUUGGCUGACAUUGAGCGAACCAUAGCUGAUCUGAAAAAACAUUCGGAUUCGCUUGAGGAGUAA